Vigna unguiculata (cowpea) is the source of this 1272-nucleotide messenger RNA. RefSeq names its product zinc finger CCCH domain-containing protein 17-like. NCBI's taxonomy places the organism in Eukaryota, Viridiplantae, Streptophyta, Magnoliopsida, Fabales, Fabaceae. The record is from RefSeq and is a predicted model, not a curated record. Gene Ontology annotation, molecular function: protein binding; metal ion binding.
AUGGAUGCAAAGUCAGUGAAGAUGAAUAAAGAAAUUUACGGAAAAACUUGUAUAUACUGGCGAGCUGGGAGAUGUAAUAGAAAUCCGUGCAAAUUUAUGCACGCAGAAACACCGUCUACACAUACUUCCUAUCCCGGUAUCAAUGCCAAAAGCAAAAUUUGUGGGAAAAAGCAUCAUUCAUCUUAUAAGAUUAUCUCCAAGUCCAAGAAAACUUUGGUUCAAAAGAGUGAAGAUAGAGACGGGACAAAUGUUGUAGUGUCCAAGAAAUCAUCUCGUACUAUAUGUAAGUAUUGGACCAACAACAGGUGUUUGUAUAGUGAACAAUGCAUCAAUUUGCAUUCAUGGUUUCAAAGUGAUGAAUUUUCCACAAUAGCAGAGCUUCACCAACAUAAAAAGGCUAUAACUGGAAUUACACUUCUAGCUGGAACCAACAAACUUUAUUCUGGAAGCACUGAUGGCACUGUUCGGAUAUGGGAUUGCCAUACAGGUCAAUCCCUUAAAGUCAUAAAUUUUGGCACAGAGGUUAACUCUUUGAUAAGUGAGGGGCCAUGGAUUUUUGUUGGUUUGAAGAAUGCUAUCAAGGCUUUUAAUACCAAGACCAAUUUAGAGUACACUCUUGAUGGACCCAAAGGACGGAUCCUUCACAUGGCUGUUGGAAACGACAUCCUGUUUGCUGGGGCAGAGGAUGGUGUCAUUACUGCAUGGAGAGAAAGCUCUGAAACUAAGUCUCCUUUUGAAUUGGCUGGCUCACUGAUUGGCCACACUGAAUCUGUGGUUUGCCUAAUUGUUUCCCUAAAUGUUGGAUGGAAUAUGUUGUAUUCGGGAUCCAUGGACCAAAGCAUAAAGGUCUGGAACAUAGAUACAUUACAAUGUACAAUGACACUUAAUGAACAUAUUGGUGUAGUCACAUCCCUUCUCUGUUGGGAAAAAUAUUUGUUUUCAAGUUCAUAUGAUGGGACAAUUAAAAUCUGGGCAAUGACAGAAGUGGGAACUUUGGCUGUGGUAUAUACACACAACGAACAAAGCGGUAUUAUAUCACUUUUUGGGAUGCAUGAUGCAAAUGGCAAGCCAAUAUUAUUUUCCUCUUGUACAGGAAAUUUAGUUUGCAUGUACGAAUUGCCAUCAUUUUCAGAGAGGGGCCGUUUAUUUGCUAAGAAAGAGAUUACAUCAUUUGGGUUAGUCGCUGAUGGAGGACUCUUUCUCACUGGAGAUGGGACUGGUUUGCUUAGGGUGUGGAAAUGGAAUGAGUUACCUAAGGUGGCAUCUAAUUAA